Molecule: messenger RNA, 545 nt
Organism: Lolium rigidum
Lineage: Eukaryota; Viridiplantae; Streptophyta; Magnoliopsida; Poales; Poaceae
Product: calcineurin B-like protein 3
Exons: 4
Coding region: 135-545 (136 amino acids)
Biological process (GO): calcium-mediated signaling
Molecular function (GO): calcium ion binding; kinase binding
Source: RefSeq, a predicted model, not a curated record
GCGCCGCCAUCCGUUCGACUCAGUCGCCGCAAUCCGCUCCAGCUCUCCGUCAGCGGGGCCUGGUUUGCUGCUAGCCCGGCCGACUGCGGGGCCCUCGCUGGAGAGACGCCGCGCUGUUUAGUGGUUGCUGCGCCAUGUUGCAGUGCCUGGAGGGGGUGAAGCACCUCUGCGGCGUGCUCCUCAGCUUCUGCUGCGACAUCGACCUCAAGCAGCCCAGGGGACUAGAAGACCCCGAGCUCCUCGCCAGGGAGACCGUAUUUAGCGUGAGUGAGGUCGAAGCGUUGUACGAGCUGUUCAAGAAGAUCAGCAGCGCCGUGAUUGAUGACGGGCUGAUUAACAAGGAGGAGUUUCAGUUGGCGCUUUUUAAGACAAAUAAGAAGGAAAGUUUGUUUGCUGAUCGGGUCUUCGAUUUAUUUGACACAAAACACAAUGGAAUUUUAGGAUUUGAAGAGUUUGCCCGUGCGCUAUCAGUAUUUCAUCCAAGUGUCCCUCCUGAUGAGAAAAUUAACUGUAGGUUCAGAUUUUUAGGGAAUUUGCAUAGUUAG